CGGCGGGCGGCAGAGGGCAGCACCAUCGCCUUCAGUCCUUUCCCGGGAGGAGCAGCGCCGAGACCGUGCAAACACCAACCACCACCACCACCACCACCACCAUGCCAGAGUUGACAGAGAUCGAGAAGACCUUCCCACCAGCGGCCGAGGCGGCAGAGGAUCCCGAAGCUGGUUCAGGCUCUGACUCAGAUGCCUCAGAAGAAUCCCUUCCGGAGCUGGAGCAGGGCGGAUCUGCCACAGCUCCCACGGUCACAGAGUCAGCCAAGGCUGUCAAGCAGAGUCGGUCAGAGAAGAAGGCGCGUAAGCUUAUGUCCAAGCUGGGCCUCAAGCAGGUGCCUGGUGUGAACCGUGUCACCAUCAGGAAGAGCAAGAACAUCCUCUUUGUCAUAAACAAGCCCGAUGUGUUCAAAAACCCCGCCUCCGACACCUACAUUGUGUUUGGAGAAGCCAAGAUUGAGGACAUGAGCCAGCAGGCCCAGAUGGCAGCUGCCGAAAAGUUCAAGGAGCCCACCACCAACCCAGCUGCCGACACUGCUGCCCACACCACAAUACCGGCAGCUAUACAGGAGGACGAGGAAGAGGAUGAUGAGGAGGUGGACGAGACUGGCCUGGAGGAGAAGGACAUUGAACUGGUGGUGUCGCAGGCUAAUGUCUCGAGAGCUAAAGCCAUAAGAGCACUAAAGAAGAACAGCAAUGAUAUAGUAAAUGCUAUCAUGGACCUAACGAUGUGAUGAGGCAGUGUGGCGCAUAACGGACCCUCAGAACACUUGAACAACCAAUUGACUACCGUUACAGUUAAUUGAUACUAUUAUAUAUACGGUAUAUUAAAACGAUUUGUGUGAUACUUGUGUUUGCUUUGUAACUUAAAAAUUGACAAAAAAAAGGAAAUAGAUCUAUAUUCUGUACAUUACAAAUUGGCUGACAUGCAGGGCCUUUUAUUUUGGCUCUUCAUAAUGUAUGUACGUAGGUCUCUGUGCCUCUUCCUCCUCGGCACUUGGAGCUCUGUCCACUCAUCCUAAUAAUAGUAUGUAUUCCACCACCAAUUAAACUAUUAUGGAUUA
This is a messenger RNA of Eriocheir sinensis (Chinese mitten crab), 1061 nucleotides long. It is a transcript of the gene Nacalpha, whose product is annotated as nascent polypeptide-associated complex subunit alpha-like. Bases 102 to 731 code for a protein of 209 amino acids. The transcript is spliced from 4 exons. Gene Ontology annotation, biological process: protein targeting to membrane. Gene Ontology annotation, cellular component: cytoplasm; nascent polypeptide-associated complex. The record is from RefSeq and is a predicted model, not a curated record. NCBI's taxonomy places the organism in Eukaryota, Metazoa, Arthropoda, Malacostraca, Decapoda, Varunidae.